UGCAGCGCUGCAUCACAGUUAGAACAUUUACGAGGUUCCCACCUACACAUCCAUAUCCAUCGUAACCAGGCACACAUCAAAACAAUAGUACCAUCACUAUGGGAGCUUACUGGUCUGCAGUUAUGGGAAAACGAAACCCAAGUGAGGCUGAAGAAGAUGACAUUAGUCCCCUUACAGAUGAUAUGCACUAUCUUCAACGACGGAAAUCAUUGACGAAAGAGCUAAGAAGGUACUACAGUGAAGCUGUGGCCAUCCCAAAUGCCAAGCGGAAGAGGGCUAAGGAGGUUGUUGAAGACAUUAAACGCUCUCUCCAAUGGUUUGUAGGUCUUAUGCCUAUCAAUGAGAGUGAAUCGAAGUACAUUUUUGGCAACAUCAUAUCUCAAGGCAGUAGUUAUGAAGGACUAAAAGUAAUUGAACCAAAUGAGUUUGACCUCUUACUGCCAUUGGAAUUGGAGGAUGGCUUAUGGACCUACACUGCAGAAACUGCUGAGGAACACAAUGAUGACGCAAUUGUAGCACAAACCCAGUAUUUUUAUAUUGAGAAAGAUGAAAAUGCGAAGACCCUUUAUGAGAAUGCCAUUUUCAAUUGUGUGUACUUGGAUCCUAUCACGAUAAAACAGAGAAUGCAAUCAAUUGUACAAAGGGCCAUAAAUAAAAUGAAUUUCCCAUAUCUCCAAGGAGAUAUAACCCUCUGCCAUGGUCUAGGCCCAGCACUGACACUUGGUGUGUGCUAUGAUGAUGAUAAACAAAAAAUGAAAAUCGAUAUUGUUCCUUCAAUUAGGAUUGAUGACAAUCUGUUCGUUGCGAAGAAGCACCCUGACGCUGACUAUAAAAGUCCUGAGAAUAUGCACAAUUACCUCUGGCGUGAAAGUUAUUCAGAGAAAGAAAAAAAAAUUAUCAAAAAAAUGGAUAAGGAGGACGAAUGUCGCCGUACUUGUUUGAAGAUCCUUAAGACAAUUCGUGAGAAGAAGGAGAAGAAGGCCUCAUUACUAGAAGAAGCACUGGAUUCCUAUCACCUCAAGACAUGUAUGCUGCAUCUAAACGACGACAAAACUAUUGGGCCAUGGGACAAGGACAAACUCAAAUAUCGUUUCAAAGAUCUUCUACGAAAACUGCUGGAAUUUCUAGAAAAGAAAACAAUGCCAAACUAUCAUUGUUCUGGAGUAAACCUUUUGUCAACCAUAAAAAACUCUCAACGAAUAGGCAUCAUAAACUGGCUUACCAGCAUACUUGAUUCAGACGACGAACACAUUAUAAAUGAAAUGCUGUCGUGAGCAUUUACAUCGUCAUUGUACUAUUGGUUUAAAUGUAGCUGAAAAAGCUUUUAUUUUGAAACUCGCAAUUAAUUUACUAUUGAUUCUGUAUUAUUUAUUAUGCCAACAAAUCUAUUUGGGAAGAUGAUUCGAUGAGCGGCGGCUCAUUUAGGACCAUCAGUACAUAAUGAAGCGUUCCAAAAAUGUUAGUACACAUUAUUUUGUCUACAAGUUUAUACUAUUAAAACUGCAAAAACAAACGACGUUAAAGAAAACAGGCCUUUCCGAUAUAUAUAUAUAAUAUAUAUAUAUAUAGUAUGUA
This is a messenger RNA of Anneissia japonica, 1575 nucleotides long. Its product is annotated as cyclic GMP-AMP synthase-like. The record is from RefSeq and is a predicted model, not a curated record. The coding region runs from base 99 to 1274 and encodes 391 amino acids. The transcript has 2 exons. NCBI's taxonomy places the organism in Eukaryota, Metazoa, Echinodermata, Crinoidea, Comatulida, Comatulidae.